Messenger RNA from Diutina rugosa, 690 nucleotides. RefSeq names its product adenylate kinase. The record is from RefSeq and is a predicted model, not a curated record. Bases 1 to 690 code for a protein of 229 amino acids. The transcript has a single exon. NCBI's taxonomy places the organism in Eukaryota, Fungi, Ascomycota, Pichiomycetes, Serinales, Debaryomycetaceae. Gene Ontology annotation, molecular function: ATP binding; AMP kinase activity. Gene Ontology annotation, cellular component: mitochondrion; cytoplasm. Gene Ontology annotation, biological process: nucleobase-containing compound metabolic process.
AUGUCCCUCAUUCGCCCGCUCCGUCUCCUUUUGUUGGGCGCCCCCGGUCUGGGGAAAGGUACCCAGACGCUGAGACUUCUUAAGGAGUUCCCCACCAUCAACGCGGUGUCGCUGGGAGACAUUUUGCGGUCUGAAAUCGCUAAGGGCAGUGGUAUUGGUAAAGAAGCUGAAGGCUAUAUCAAGGAAGGGACGCUUGUUCCCGAUCUGGUAAUGGUGAAGUUGAUUACGGGCCAUCUUAUGAAUCCCAAAUGGCCCGGUCUGGGAGAGAAGGCAUCGUUUUUGCUCGAUGGGUUCCCCCGCACGGUGCCUCAAGCGUCGCAAUUGGACCAGGUCUUAGAUAGCCACAAUCGCGAGCUAAACAUGGUGGUGGAGCUCGAUGUCGACCAACGAGUGAUUUUGGACCGUAUCGAAGCCCGCUGGGUGCAUGUGCCACUGGGUCGUGUAUACAACUUGGACUAUAAUCCGCCAAAGAAACCUUACACUGACGACGUUACUGGCGAACCGUUGACUAAACGGGCUGACGAUACCGCCGAAGUGUUUGGCAAACGGUUGGAUACUUACAACCGGGAAUUGGCUCCGUUGAAGCAAUACUACCAAAAGCGCGGCGUCCUCCACACGGUGCUGGGCAACACCUCCGACAUUAUCUACCCAAAGUUGUCCCAGUUGAUCAAGGACAACUUCUGUAAAUGA